AUGGACGCUGUCGACCAAGAAGCCGACAUUGAUCGGAAAGACCGCAAGCCGGCGAAGCGUUCAAGGAAGUACCAGAUCAAGGCAGAAGGACAGGCUUCGUUUUGGAACGAGGCAACGACGAUUGCCGAACUGCGUUGCGAGCUCAGCGUUUCGAUGGAGCGAGAGUUUACAGUCCUACAGAUCCAAGACAAGCUUGCAAAGCUCAAGACUGAAUGGUCCAUGUCGAAGCCAAGUUUGCCGGCUCCAACUGGAAACGUGAAAAAGGUGGCCCUCCCACAGUUUUACGAUGUGAUGCUUGAGUACUGGGGUGAGAAAGUCGGAUUUCAGCGGGAGUCAUUGAUGUCAACGGACGACGCCAACGAUUAUGAUGGCGGCGCGAUGGAUCCAGCUGAAAAAUCGCAUGUAUCUGUGUCACGACGCCCUGGUGACGCGAUUGAGGCCGGGCUCAACGCAGUGAAGGAGGGUCUCAUGUUUUUGGGCACAUCGAUGGCCAGUGUACAACCACCCGCCCCAAUCGCUAGCUCAGGCACGAGUUUGGAUGAUGUUGUCCGUGCGCUAAAUGCGCAAGUGGCAACAAUGGACAGGUUGCUUGCUCAUAUUGCAGAAAAGUAUCCUGAAUAG
This is a messenger RNA of Aphanomyces astaci, 621 nucleotides long. RefSeq lists its product as hypothetical. Bases 1 to 621 code for a protein of 206 amino acids. NCBI's taxonomy places the organism in Eukaryota, Oomycota, Saprolegniomycetes, Saprolegniales, Verrucalvaceae. The transcript is spliced from 5 exons. The record is from RefSeq and is a predicted model, not a curated record.